AAUACGUGCACACUUCAACAACUAUAAUUUAUUCUACCUGUUGCAUUACCAUUUGCGCUUGCGCCCAAAUGUUAAAAUUUGCAUAUAAAUUAAUUAAAGUCGAACUGAAAUUUGGUUUUCGUUAUUGUGCUGUGCAAGUGGUGCAUUUGAACAAAACCAAAAGUGCAGCAAAAGGUACUGAUUGACAUGGUGCUGCAAUGCACACCUCCCCUGCCCAGGCAGGGCCACCAUUUUUAAUUUCUUUGUUUAUUUUGUGUUCCAUCUUCGUCGCAGUGUCAGCAACGAUCGCAGCCGAAUUUGAAUGCAUAAACAGUGAACGAGAACGUGAAUAAAAACGAAAACCAUAAACAAAACGCUAAUAAAAUCAUGAAAUAAUGAAAACAACAACAACAAUAGUUAAAUGAAAAGAAAAUGAAGUGAGUGCUAAAUAUCACAAAAUAUGGCCAGCAACGGGGCUGGUGGUGGCGCUGCUGCUGGCGGCGGCGGCGUUGGUGGAGGUGGAUGUGGAGCUGGCGGAGGCGUAGGAGCAGGCAUCAAUCACACGCACGCCGUUUGCGUCUGGGAGUUUGAGUCGCGCGGCGGCAAAUGGUUGCCCUAUUCGCCGGCCGUUUCACAGCAUUUGGAGCGUGCGCAUGUCAAGAAAUUGACGCGGGUCAUGCUCAGCGAUGCCGAUCCCAGCCUGGAGCAAUACUAUGUCAAUGUGCGCACCAUGACCCAGGAGUCGGACACCGAAUCGGAGGCGGGCUUAAUGACAAUCGGCGUGCGGCGCAUGCUCUAUGCGCCCAGCAGUCCGGCGGGCAAGGGCACCAAAUGGGAAUGGUCCGGCGGCAGUGCGGACAGCAAUUGCGAUUGGCGGCCAUACAACAUGCAUGUGCAGUGCAUCAUUGAGGAUGCGUGGGCGCGUGGCGAACAAACCUUGGAUCUGUGCCACACGAACAUCAGCCUGCCCUAUACCAUUAACUUUUGCAAUUUAACGCAAAUGCGCCAGCCGAGCGGUCCAUUGCGCGGCAUACGCCGCACACAGCAGGCGCCCUAUCCGCUGGUCAAGCUGACGCCGCAGCAGGCGCUCCAGCUGAAGGGCAACGGGCACGAUUACGCGGCCAAUCAUCAUCAUCAGCUGCAGCAGCAGCAGCAGCAGCGCAACAAUACGCUGCCCAAAAUGGGCGCCAUGCUGCCGCCAAUGCAUCGCCAGCAGCAUCCGUUGCCCAUGCCCGUGAGCAAUGGACAUCAUCAGCAGAAGCAGCAACAGCAGCAACACCAACAUCAGCAGCAACUGCAGCAACAUUCACAUGCACAACAACAGCGCAAGCCGCACAAAAAGCACAGCGAGAUUUCGACAACAAAUCUGCGACAGAUACUCAACAAUCUGAACAUAUUUGGCAGCAGCACCAAGCACAGCAACAGCAACAGCAGCAGCAGCCACAGCAGCAGCAACUGCGGCGGCAAUCAUCUGGCGACGGCAACAGCGGUCAGCAGCUGUGCCUCGAAUGUGGUCGGAUCAACGCUGCACUUGAUGCAGCAUCAGCAUCAGCACCAGCAUCAGGCGCACUUUUCGCACAGCAGCAAAAACAUGCUAACCUCCUCGAUGAACAGCCAUCAUAGCCGCUGCUCGGAGGGAUCACUGCAGUCGCAGCGCAGCAGCCGCAUGGGCUCGCAUCGUUCGCGUUCGCGCACGCGUGCCUCGGAUACGGACACGAACAGCGUCAAGUCGCAUCGCCGGCGGCCAAGCGUGGAUACCGUCUCCACAUAUCUCAGCCAUGAAAGCAAGGAGAGCCUGCGCAGCCGCAAUUUUGCCAUAUCUGUGAACGAUCUGCUCGACUGUUCGCUGGGCAGUGAUGAGGUGUUUGUGCCAUCGCUGCCGCCAUCGUCGCUGGGCGAACGGGCGCCGGUGCCGCCGCCACUGCCCAUGCCGCAUCAUCAUCAGCAGCAGCAGCAGCAACAGCAGCAGCAGCAGCAGCAGCAACAGCAGCAACAGCAACAGCAACAACAACAGCAGCAACAAUCAAUCGCUGGUUCGAUUGUGGGCGUGGACCCGGCCAGUGACAUGAUAUCGCGCUUCGUGAAGGUCGUUGAGCCACCGCUGUGGCCCAACGCACAGCCCUGCCCCAUGUGCAUGGAGGAGCUGGUGCACUCGGCCCAGAAUCCAGCCAUAUCGCUGAGUCGCUGCCAGCAUUUGAUGCAUCUGCAGUGCCUCAAUGGCAUGAUCAUAGCACAGCAGAACGAGCUAAAUAAGCAAAACCUAUUCAUUGAGUGUCCCGUUUGUGGCAUUGUCUAUGGCGAAAAGGUGGGCAACCAGCCCAUUGGCACCAUGUCCUGGAGCAUCAUAAGCAAAAGCUUGCCCGGCCACGAGGGCCAGAACACCAUACAGAUUGUAUACGACAUUGCGUCGGGCCUGCAGACCGCUGAGCAUCCGCAUCCGGGACGCGCCUUCUUUGCCGUUGGAUUUCCGCGCAUCUGCUAUUUGCCAGACUGUCCGCUGGGGCGCAAGGUGUUGCGCUUCCUGAAGAUCGCCUUCGAUCGACGUUUGCUGUUCUCGAUUGGACGUUCGGUGACCACCGGCCGCGAGGAUGUGGUCAUUUGGAAUAGCGUCGAUCAUAAGACACAGUUCAAUAUGUUCCCGGAUCCCACCUACUUGCAGCGCACCAUGCAGCAGCUGGUGCAUCUGGGCGUUACGGAUUGAAUUAAUUACCACCUACCUGCUGCCGACUUAAUUCAUAGAUUCUCUCGCUUCCAAGUCCUUUUUAAGAACAAAAAUCUCAAUGUGUGUGCAAUUUUAUUUGAGUUUUCGUUUUCGUUUUAAUUUAAUGUAAUUUUUAUUUUUAUUUUAUUAUUAUUUUUUUUUUUUUGAUUCGUGUAUACAUUGUAUGUGUCCGCCAGCGUUCGAGCUGCUCGAACCCUAAACAACAACUGCAAAUGCAAUUUCCAUUUACAAUUCUUCAUUUAAUAAGACGGAACUGUUCUUCCAUUUGUAGUCGUUAAGCAAAUGCAUACAAAAAACGAAUGUAUUGUAUUCUGUAUUGUAUUUAGAAAUCGUUUAUACACACACAUAUAUAUAUAAAUAUAUAUAUAUAUAUUGUCUAUAAGGCCAUAGUUAAUACGCUCCACUGUAUUGCCACACUAGAAGUUUCCACAAUCUAAAGACACCUACUAGUAUUAGUUAGUAUCUUAUAAUGUAGCAUAACUAAGCGUUUAAGUGUUAAGCUGUGCCAAAAUUCUCAAAUGUUAAAUGUUUCUCAAUUCCAUUGCAUCGAAUUUAACACGCAUCUCAGUUCAGUUUAGUUUUGUAUUCAUCAGCCAUAGCAUAUGACUCGAGAGUAUUUAGUUAAAGGGCCCUUCUCAUGUGAAUCUGUAUUGUAUUCAAAACAAUUUUUGAAUCAUUUAGUGUAGCAAGAAAACUGAUACGCUUUCCAUUCAAAUCAUUCGAAUGUUUAUGGCAUUGGUUUUAGUGAAUGCUUUAUUUUUUUGUGAUUUUAUUUGAAUUAGUUUUUUGAUUCAUAACAGCGUUAACUCAUUAUUUCUUGCACUCAUUACUCAUACAGUCAUGUCUCAUUCAAA
Molecule: messenger RNA, 3555 nt
Organism: Drosophila virilis
Lineage: Eukaryota; Metazoa; Arthropoda; Insecta; Diptera; Drosophilidae
Gene: dx
Product: deltex E3 ubiquitin ligase
Biological process (GO): protein ubiquitination; Notch signaling pathway
Cellular component (GO): nucleoplasm
Molecular function (GO): zinc ion binding; ubiquitin protein ligase activity
Source: RefSeq, a predicted model, not a curated record